CACUGGGGGAGGCGGCGGCGGCGGCGGCGGCGUGGGGCUGCUGGAGGCGGAGGCAGAGAGGCGCGGAGGAGCGCGGGGCCGCCGCCACCGGCGCCCGAAGGAGCAGAGCCCCUGAAGGGUUUCAUCCCUGGAGAGUGGCAGGAGAACGUGGAGCUGUAGUUAACUUAAGCUGCCUCUGCUAAAGGAAACCUUGGCUUAGCAUUCCAAAGAGUCCCGUUGGAUCUGCUGAGCAGGCAAGGAUCAGUCAGUGGUUCAGGCCCUGGUGAUGGUCAGGUGUGUCCACAAAACGUGAAAGAACAUCUCUGCUUGGAAUCUGGUGAAAUUUGUAAGACUCCAGGGCCUUCAAGCUGUGAUUAAUCCCAUGGUUCCUGAAAUGACUGGGAAAGCAGACGUUUUGUGUGCCAGUUGAAGAGUGUAUGUCCAUGUAUAUUUAAAACCUUCUUUCUGUGCACACACCUUUACACGAGAAGGCAGGCUCAUUCUUGUGUGCACUUGAAGAGUUUUACAACUGAUGAAAAUUAAUUUAAGAAUCAGAUGGAGCAACUUGACACCACUGGGCUUGGGAGCCCGGGGAGAAAAAUACAUCAGUAAUGGCCAGUUUUCCAUAUGGUCUUCACGGGUGAAGAAGGUUUGCAAAAAGAAGAAAAAAAAACUUGCACAGAUUAGGCCUCAAAAAUACCUCUCCAGUUUAAAGAAGGAACUAAGUGAGAAGGUGACUGAGGGAGAAGUGUGAUUUCAAGCAUCGCAGAGGGGAGCAUGCAGUGCUUUUUGCACUUUAUUUUUCAGUGGGUCUGGUGAUUUGGACAGAGGUGAAAAUUCUGGACCGAAGAGUGGCUCUUACUGUGUGGUUAUGACUGGAGGGAAGCCAGUUAGGGUAUGAUGGGACAAGUUUGAACAGUGAACUGAUUCCUUUGCCUUUUUUCAGUUAACUGUAUUCCAGAAAUUUUAAUUUAUUACUUCCCUUUUCCUUUCCUAUACCUAUAGGAUAAUACCUUAAGGUAGCAGUUGAAACUGAUAAUUACAAACUAAUUAUCAAGGAGCAUCCGAGUAAAGCUUCUUUCCCUGGACUGUGCACGUGGCAUUUGGAGACGGUCUCUGGAGGUGAUCAGGAAGGUGCCCGUCAGCCGAACAUGGUCGCUUUGUAGGGAGACAGUGGGGAGGAAGCUGACUCUCACCUGUGUUUUCCGUUUUAAGGGAUUCUCUUCCGUGUUGAGGCUAGGAAUCUUUGUAUAUAAGAGGAAGGCUACUUGAUGGACUUAAUUCUGAGAUUAGUUUUUUUCCUUCAAGAUGGAAAAGUAUGUAAUCUUUACGAGUGGAAAGGGGAGAAGUGACUAGGGUAGGAAGGGAGGAGACACAGCCUGCAGCCCAGCUUGGCUCCCAUUUGCCAGCAGGAGUAUUUAGGAUUCGCGGGGGGCCCACACUCAGACUCCCUCCCGUGAGAGCUUUAGAGCCUUCUGGCUCUGCUGAGGGAAGGGGCUUUCUCACCCGCCUCUAUGGCACCGAGGGGUGCGUCGGCCUGCAGAGGGGCCCUCCCCGGGGACGCAGCCACCUGCUGGGAAGCCAGGUUGGCCUUCAAAGUUGGAGGUUUCUGGUUCUGAACAGUGGGGAAAGAGUCCUUUUUUCUCCUAAAAUUUGGACUGCUGUCUGCACAAACUCUGGUCUGUUUUGCACGGUUUGUGUGCCUUUUUUUCCCUUUAUGCAAUCUUUUUCAGCUUUAGCAGCAGAGAUUUGUCUAGUUGCGAAAACAAGCCAGAGGGUGGCUUCAGAAGGAAGAUGAUCCCCAUGUAUUCUGUCUCUGCAUCUGAGCUUUUGAAGAGAAGAUUCCAGCUCGAGGGAUUCUCAAAGCCUUAAGUUACUUGAAAUCUAUGUAUUUGCAGCCCUUUGUCUCUGGAAUCACAUUACACUAAACUGGAAUCUCAGGCUGAAUAAGAAGAACCAAGUUGAGUGAAAAGAAGAACACUCAGUUUCUUUAUCACCACUUGUUAACAAUGCUCUUUCUCCAAAGGGUCAGCCCCCUCUUCCUCUGAGGACUUGAACAUAAAAAUGGACCCCACGUUGUUUUUAAGCAUUACCUUUUCUUAGCGGACUGCCGUCAUCUUUUCUAGAGGAAUUUUUUCACUAUGCAUUUGGUGGAUCUUUAUAAAAUACUGACCUUCUAAUUAGAACCGGGUCAGUCUUAAAAGGGGGUCAGGGAAAACAGCGCAAGCCAACCACAAAAAUAACAUCGAUCUGUCAGUGGAAGCAAUUUUUCAGCAUUCAGCAUUACUUUUUAAGUAAAACGGUUCUUCAAAAAAAAGUAUGUAUGCAGCGGUGGAGCAUGGGCCUGUCCUGUGCAGUGACUCCAACAUCCUCUGCCUGUCCUGGAAGGGCCGCGUCCCCAAGAGUGAGAAGGAGAAGCCCGUGUGCAGAAGGCGCUACUACGAGGAGGGCUGGCUGGCCACGGGUAACGGGCGCGGCGUUGUUGGCGUGACCUUCACCUCCAGCCACUGCCGCCGGGACAGGAACACUCCGCAGAGAAUCAACUUCAACCUUCGGGGCCACAACAGCGAGGAGAGGAUCCCAGGGAGCUGUGAUGGAAGCCAAAUAACCGUUAGCAGCAGUUUCGAAUCGGCUGUACUUUAUGAGGGUUUGCUCAGGAAAUUUAAACAUAGAGAAGCAAAUUUGGUCGUGUUGGUGAGGUGGAACGAGCCAUACCAGAAGCUGGCCACGUGCGACGCAGACGGCGGGAUAUUCGUGUGGAUCCAGUAUGAAGGGCGGUGGUCCGUGGAGCUGGUCAACGACCGAGGGGCCCAGGUGAGUGAUUUCACGUGGAGCCACGAUGGGACUCAAGCGCUUAUUUCGUAUCGAGAUGGGUUUGUCCUGGUUGGUUCUGUCAGUGGACAAAGACACUGGUCAUCUGAGAUCAACUUGGAAAGUCAAAUCACAUGUGGCAUAUGGACGCCCGAUGACCAACAGGUGCUGUUUGGCACGGCUGACGGGCAGGUGAUCGUCAUGGACUGCCAUGGCAGGAUGCUGGCCCACGUCCUCCUGCAUGAGUCAGACGGCAUCCUCAGCAUGUCUUGGAACUACCCCGCCUUCCUAGUGGAGGACAGCAGCGAGAGUGACACCGACUCCGAUGACUACUCCCCGCCCCAAGAUGGUCCGGCGGCGUAUCCCAUCCCAGUACAGAGCAUCAAGCCGCUGCUCACCGUCAGCUUCACCUCAGGAGACAUCAGCUUGAUGAACAACUAUGACGACUUGUCUCCUACUGUCAUCCAGUCGGGGCUGAAAGAGGUGGUGGCCCAGUGGUGCACGCAGGGAGACCUCCUGGCAGUCGCUGGCAUGGAGCGCCCGACCCAGCUCGGUGACCUUCCCAAUGGCCCUCUUCUGAAGAGUGCCAUGGUCAAGUUCUACAAUGUUCGCGGGGAGCACAUCUUUACACUGGACACGCUUGUGCAACGCCCCAUCAUCUCCAUCUGCUGGGGACACCGGGACUCUCGGCUGCUGAUGGCGUCAGGACCGGCCCUGUACGUGGUGCGUGUGGAGCACCGGGUGUCCAGCCUGCAGCUGCUGUGCCAGCAGGCCAUUGCCAGCGCCCUGCGAGAGGACAAGGACGUCAGCAAGCUGACCCUGCCCCCCCGCCUUUGCUCCUACCUCUCCACUGCCUUCAUCCCCACCAUCAAGCCCCCAAUUCCAGACCCCAGCAACAUGCGAGACUUCGUCAGCUACCCGUCGACCGGCAGCGAGCGUCUGCACUGCACCAUGAAGCGCACAGAGGACGACCCCGAGGUGGGCGGCCCCUGCUACACGCUCUACCUGGAGCACCUGGGCGGGCUCGUGCCCAUCCUUAAGGGGAGGCGCAUCAGCAAGUUGCGGCCCGAGUUCGUCAUCAUGGACCCGCGGACAGAUGGCAGAUCAGAUGAAAUCUAUGGAAACAGCCUGAUUUCCACGAUGAUUGACAGCUGCAACUGCUCAGACUCCAGUGACAUUGAACUGAGUGAUGACUGGGCUGCCAAGAAGUCUCCCAAAAUCUCCCGAGCUAGCAAAUCACCCAAACUCCCAAGGAUUAACAUUGAGGCUCGGAAGUCCCCCAAGCUGUCGCGUGCGGCUCAGGAGAUAUCCCGGUCUCCUCGCCUGCCCAUGCGCAAGCCGUCCAUCGGCUCGCCCAGCCUGACGCGGAGGGAGUUUCCCUUUGAAGACAUCACUCAGCACAACUAUCUUGCUCAGGUCACGUCUAAUAUCUGGGGAACCAAAUUUAAGAUCGUGGGCUUGGCUGCUUUCCUGCCAACCAACCUCGGUGCAGUAAUCUAUAAAACCAGCCUCCUGCAUCUCCAGCCGCGGCAGAUGACCAUCUAUCUCCCGGAGGUUCGGAAGAUUUCCAUGGACUUUGUUAAUUUACCUGUCUUCAACCCAAAUGUGUUCAGUGAAGAUGAAGAUGAUUUACCAGUGACAGGAGCAUCUGGUGUGCCCGAGAACAACCCACCUUGCACCGUUAACAUCCCCAUCGCCCCCAUCCACAGCUCAGCUCAAGCGAUGUCCCCCACGCAGAGCAUCGGGCUGGUGCAGUCCCUGCUGGCCAACCAGAAUGUGCAGCUGGAUGUCCUGACCAAUCAGACCACAGCCGUGGGCGCUGCCGAGCACGCAAGCGACAGCGCCGCCCAGUACCCAGUGGCCAGCCGCUACUCCAGCCCUGGCCAGGUGAUCUUCGGGGGCGUGGAGAUGAGCCGCGUCAUCCCCAACCCCCCUCAGCUGUCCCUGCCGCCGCCAGCACAGGGGGCCAUCCAGCUGUCCGUGCUGGACCACGGGGACCGAGACCACGAGCACCUGCAGAAGCCAGCCAAGGCCCUGCGGCCGGUGCCACAGUUGGCUACCGAGGGGGACGCGGUGGUGUUCAGCGCCCCCCAGGAGGUCCAGGUGGCCAAGAUGAACCCCCCACCCCCCUACCCGGGAACCAUCCCCGCGGCCCCCACCACCGCGGCGCCACCGCCGCCGCCACCGCCCCCGCCGCCCCCGCUGGACACGUGCUUGAAGAAGGGCGACUUCUCGCCCUACCCUACGGCGGCGCACUACCAGCCGCCCCUGGGCUACGAGAGGAUCACCACCUUCGAUAGCAGCGGCAACGUGGAGGAGGUGUGCCGGCCCCGGACACGCAUGCUCUGCUCCCAGAACACCUACGCGCUCCCGGGCCCAGGCAGCUCGGCCACGCUGAGGCUCACCGCCACCGAGAAGAAGGUCCCGCAGCCCUGCACCAGCGCCACCCUGAACCGCCUGACGGUCCCGCGCUACUCCAUCCCCCCGGGGGACCCGCCCCCCUACCCGGACCUCGCCGGCCCGCUGGGCGCCCCCGGCCGCGGCGCGGGGCAGAGACCCGACGGCGGCCUCAUCCACGCCACACUGCGCAGGAACAACCGCGAGGCGGCGCUGAAGGCGGCGCCGCUGGCCGAGCCCCCGCGGCCGCCGCCGCACCCGCCCAGGCCCAAGGGCGCGGCGCAGUUCCCGGCGCGGCCCCCGCCCGCCCUGUACACCUGCAGCCAGUGCAGCGGCGCGGGCGCGGCGGGGAGGCCGGAGCCGGGCGCGGGGUCGCAGCCGGGCGUCGGCCUGGUGCACGCGGCCGGCACCUCCCCGCUGACUUCCCAGUCGUCCUACAGCCUCCUGAGCGCGGGCGACGGCGCCCGCGAGCGCGCCGACUACGUCAACUCGGCCUUCACAGAGGACGAGGCGCUGGCCCAGCACUGUCAGGCCGAGAAGCCGCUGAGGCACCCCCAGCUGAGCGAAGCCGCUGUGGCCGUGAAGCGGCCGCCCCCCUACCAGUGGGACCCCGUGCUGGGGGAGGAUGUUUGGGUUCCUCAGGAAAGGACAGCACAGACCGCGGUGCCCAACCCCCUGAAGCUGUCCCCUCUGAUGGUAGGUCAGAGCCAGCACCUGGAUGUGUCCCGAGUGUCCUUCGUCUCCCCCAAGCCUCCCGCCAGCCCUAUUGCCACUUUCCAGACAGGCUAUGACAUGGGAGUGCCCUAUCCGGGAGGCUAUAACACCUCCGCUUUGACGGGGGUGCAGGCUCCCUGCUCCCCGAAAGACGCUCUGGCCCCAGCACAGUUUGCACAACAGGAGUCCGCGGUGGUUCUUCAAACGGCCUACCCGCCCAGCCUCUCCUACUGCCCCCUGCCCCCCAUGUAUCCGGGAAGCAGCGCCUGCUCGAGUUUACAACUGCCACCCAUCGCCUUGCACCCUUGGAAUUCCUACAGCGCGUGCCCGCCCGUGCAGAACCCCCAGGGCGCUCUUCCUCCCAAGGCGCACUUGGUGGUGGAGAAGCCCCUCGUGUCCCCGCCGCCCACGGACCUCCAAACCCACCUGGGUACAGAGGUGAUGGUAGAGACAGCAGACAACUUCCAGGAAGUCCUCUCCCUGACGGAGAGCCCAGUGCCCCAGCGGACAGAGAAAUUCGGAAAGAAGAACCGGAAGCGGCUGGACAGCCGGGCCGAGGAGGGAAAUGUUCAGGCCAUCACUGAAGGCAAAGUGAAGAAGGAGGCUCGGACUUUGAGUGAUUUUAAUUCCCUGAUCUCCAGCCCCCGCCUGGGGAGAGAGAAGAAGAAAGUGAAGAGUCAGAAAGACCAGCUGAAGUCGAAGAAGUUGAAUAAGACAAAUGAGUUCCAGGACAGUUCGGAGAGCGAGCCGGAGCUGUUCAUCAGCGGGGACGAGCUGAUGAACCAGAGCCAGGGCAGCAAGAAGGGCUGGAAGAGCAAGAGGAGCCUGAGGGCGGCCAGUGAGCUGGAGGAGUUCAAGUGCAGGAAAGCCAGCGAGAAAGAGGACGGGCGGCUGGGCAGCCAAGGCUUCGUGUACGUCAUGGCCAACAAGCAGCCUCUCUGGAACGAGGCCACCCAGGUGUACCAGCUGGACUUCGGGGGGCGGGUGACCCAGGAGUCGGCAAAGAACUUCCAGAUCGAGCUGGAGGGGCGGCAGGUGAUGCAGUUUGGAAGGAUUGACGGCAAUGCGUACAUCCUGGACUUCCAGUACCCCUUCUCCGCUGUGCAGGCCUUUGCAGUUGCCCUGGCCAACGUGACCCAGCGCCUCAAAUGAAGAGACUGGUGUGGGGAGGAGAAAGCGGUCUGAUCGCAGACGCUGGAGGAGCCUGCACGGCCUGGUGCCCGGGGGACCAGAAGACAAGGGCAAAACUGGAAACGUCUGUCAGGCCCAGGGGAGGGCACUGACCUUUCGUUGUUGUUUGUUUGGGUUUUUAUUAUCCUUUAUUUUUUUUUUCUUCUCUUAUUUUUUUAAACAAAAGUAAAAUACAGGAGAGCGGUGUUUGCAAGCAAAGGGUGCGAGGCACCUAUCUGGUGGUGUUUAGGAGGCAUGGUCGCUGUGGGAAUGUCCUACUGGGUUUGCUUAUGUCGGCGACGGGACAAAGGGCCCUUCAGAGGGAAGGUUAGACUGCCUUCUCACCUGCUGUUCUUCUAGACGAGGAGUGUGCAUUGUUUUCAUUCUCCACAACAUCUAGCUUUUAUUAUUCCUCCAACAUCACUACUAGUGUAAAUAUAAAAAACUUGUUAAGAAAAACACAACCAAAAAAUCCUGAAGGUACAGGUUCUCUUGUGGGGGGGACAACGUUUAAUUCACGCAUAUUAUGUUAUUCCCCCAGAGGUGACUUGAUUAAUGAGGGGUAUUUUGGCAAAUGCACUGUGUUUGACUAAUAAAAGUAGGCGUUUUACGGGGGUGCUAUUACCAGGUAUAAAUACGAUUUGCUCAUGAGCUCGUAGGGGAAAGGAUGACGGGCGAGGAAGGAUCUCCUGCAGGUGUUCACGCAGGUGGCUCACGUCGUGUGACCUGAAGCAGUACAAGGGCCACGCUCCUCUUCAGAGGAGGUUUACACUGAAACCUCCACUAGUUUCCUACUACGUCAGAAUUCCGUUGGUUCAGCGAUCAUUCAGUCUGAUUGCCUUCGGGAGAAAGAUCCCCGAGUAGUGUGGUGUGGGGCAGCGAUUUUCUGGGCUGCGGUGGUGGCUCCUUAAGAGACCUGCUGCUGAGAAGUGGGCUUCACUCCCUCUCCCCUCUCAUUGUUGGACCUGGGAACUGUGCCAGAGGCGGUGUCUUCCCCAUUAGGUAACACUGUUCUAUACUUGCUCUUUCUAAAAAUGCUGACAACACUGAUUUGAAAGCACUCCUUUCCUCUUUGGGGCUGUAUUAAAAUUCAGUUGGUUAGAGAUGUUUUCCAACAGAUUAGAAAUGUAGCAAAAGAAAUGUUAGGCAUUUGCCAGGGUAUGAAAAGAUAAGAGUUAUAAUCAACUCUUUUGACAAGAGCCCCACAAGCUUUUCUAGAAAAAAAAAAAAAGUUGUUUAUUAACUUACAGACUGUUUACUGAGGAGAUAAACCACUGGGAGAAUGUGGUUAAAGUUACAGUACUUACUGUAGUUGGUUGACUAUUCUUUGUUAAUUUCAACAACAACAAAAAAAAUCCAGAGGUUCUCUUUUCCCACCUCCCCCUCCACGGAGGGCAAUACUCAGCCCUGAUAACAAGACCCAGUUCAUAGUUUUCAGUUACUGAUAUCUGUGAUGUUGUUUAGGGUAGGAACACAAGAACUGUGUACCAGUUUAGGGUCCUAAAUUUGGAUUUUGUUUGAAAACAAACAGGUGGAAGAUACUGCAGAAACGUUAUUUUCCCCAAAAAAAAAAAUUUGUUUUCAAUCUUAUAUUUUAGUUUAAAAAUUAGAAAAGAAACAGGCCCAAUGCAAGAUGACAUCACUUACCAUUUUCUUCAGACCCAGAAGAAACACAGGUGAGGUUUCAAAUAUGGUGAAGGACAUCUCCCAGCUAAUACCAGAGCUUCCCAUUUUAUAUUUUAAAAUAUUGAACCAGAUUCUUUGGUGGGUAAAUAUUUCCAGAAAGAAUUUAGCAAUGUAUUCAGAAUUAUAUAAUUCUUUUAUAUGAGUUUCUGUAGCUUAACAUGAUGUUUCAAUGCUUAUUAUCAGCUGUGCAAUAAUGGUUAUAGCCUAUUUCUAAAUAAUUUAAAUGCAGUUCCUCUGUUUUAUUGUCCAAAAGUUAAUUAUUUAUCUUGCUUUCAUAGUGUUUGUAGGAAUUAUUUUGUUACUAUGUUCUGGUGAGUUAUGCCCACUUUAUUAUUUAUUUAGAAAAAUAGUAUGUAAUGACUUAUUGGUGGCAGUAUAUUUUGCUGCAAGAAAUAAAAAGGAUGUGAUAGAAGGUUUUUUUUACUGGA
Aethalodelphis obliquidens (Pacific white-sided dolphin) is the source of this 9185-nucleotide messenger RNA. RefSeq names its product TUB like protein 4 (gene TULP4). The record is from RefSeq and is a predicted model, not a curated record. The coding region runs from base 2299 to 7053 and encodes 1584 amino acids. The transcript has 17 exons. NCBI's taxonomy places the organism in Eukaryota, Metazoa, Chordata, Mammalia, Artiodactyla, Delphinidae. Gene Ontology annotation, molecular function: protein binding.